Ilex paraguariensis (yerba mate) is the source of this 3114-nucleotide messenger RNA. NCBI's taxonomy places the organism in Eukaryota, Viridiplantae, Streptophyta, Magnoliopsida, Aquifoliales, Aquifoliaceae. The record is from the annotation of a GenBank genome assembly.
AUGACGGUAAAAAAUCCAAGUACACCAGCUUUAAAAAUAGAUAGGACUCCAGUAUCCACCCCAGGUGGCCCCAGAGCUAAGGAAGAGAAGAUUGUGGUAACAGUACGGUUAAGGCCUUUGAACAAAAGGGAGCAAUCAGCCAAAGACCAUGUUGCAUGGGAUUGCAUUGAUGAUCACACAAUUGUGUAUAAACCACAGCCUCCCGAGCGUGCAGCUCAAUCAGCUUCCUUCACCUUUGACAAAGUGUUUGGUCCAGCUAAUUUAACUGAAACAGUAUACGAGGAAGGAGUAAAGAAUGUGGCGCUAUCUGCUCUAAUGGGCAUAAAUGCAACAAUAUUUGCAUAUGGCCAAACUAGCAGUGGAAAAACUUACACAAUGAGAGGAAUCACGGAGAAAGCUGUCAAUGAUAUUUAUAAGCAUAUCAUGAAUACUCCAGAAAGGGAUUUUAGAAUAAGAAUAUCUGGACUGGAAAUCUAUAAUGAGAAUGUUCGAGACCUAUUGAAUUCAGAGUCUGGUCGCAAUCUCAAACUUUUAGAUGAUCCUGAGAAAGGAACUGUAGUUGAGAAGUUGGCAGAGGAAACAGCAAAUGACGAUCAACAUCUACGACAUUUGAUCAGUAUUUGUGAGGCUCAAAGGCAAGUGGGUGAAACUGCUUUGAAUGAUACUAGUUCACGGUCUCACCAAAUAAUAAGGCUGACAGUAGAAAGCACUCUUCGUGAAAAUUCAGAUUGCGUGAGGUCUUUUGUUGCUAGCCUGGUAAAAGGCUUGCCUUUCUAUACUUUCCCAAAUGGUUUGAGGAGCUAUAGAUUUAUGCCCAUAACUGUUGAUGUUAAUAAACAUCCUCUGCAGAACUUUGUAGAUCUUGCUGGAAGUGAAAGAGCCUCACAGACAAAUGCAGAUGGUGCUAGGCUUAGGGAAGGGUGUCAUAUCAAUCUUAGUUUGAUGACUCUUACAACUGUUAUCAGGAAACUCAGUGUUGGAAAAAGAAGUGGUCAUAUACCCUACCGAGACUCAAAGCUCACACGCAUAUUGCAACACUCACUUGGUGGAAAUGCACGUACUGCCAUCAUAUGUACCUUGAGUCCAGCAUCAGCCCAUGUUGAACAAUCCCGCAAUACUCUGUUCUUUGCAACUCGAGCAAAGGAAGUGACAAAUAAUGCUCAAGUGAACAUGGUUGUUUCAGACAAGCAGUUGGUUAAGCAUUUGCAGAAGGAAGUAGCCAGACUGGAAGCAGAGCUACGCACCCCAGAUCCAUCAAAUGAAAAGGACUUCAAAAUUCGGCAGAUGGAGAGGGAAAUGGAGGAACUGAGACGUCAAAGAGAUCUUGCGCAAUCCCAGGUGGAUGAGUUACGUCAAAAACUUCAGUAUGAACAACAGGGCUUGAAGCCAUUUGAGUCACCUAAUCCAGUUGUGAAGAAAUGUCUGUCUUUUUCUGGCACCUUAUCACCAAAACGGGAUGGCAAGGAAUCAAACCGUGGUGAUAGAACAAGAAAUACGAUGGGAAGGCAGACCAUGAGACAAUCGUCAACCGCUCCUUUCACACUCAUGCAUGAAAUUAGGAAGCUUGAACACCUCCAGGAGCAGCUGGGAGAAGAAGCAAAUCGAGCACUGGAAGUACUACAGAAAGAGGUCGCUUGUCAUAGACAAGGUAACCAAGAUGCUGCAGAGACUAUUGCAAAGCUGCAAGCAGAAAUAAGGGAAAUGUGUGCAGUCCGAACAGCCACGAAAGAAGUUGAAGUUGACAGUGUUGUUGCUGUUAACAAGAGUGUUAGUGCUAACCUUAAGGAUGAAAUAACCAGACUUCACUCACAGGGAAGCAACAUUGCAAAUCUGGAAGAACAACUUGAAAACGUUCAGAAGUCCAUAGACAAAUUGGUGAUGUCUCUUCCAAGCAAUACUCAGCAAUCUAAUGGUGAAGCAGUUCUGAUGGCCAAUCAGUCAAAAAAGAAGAAGCUACUUCCAUUAGCUUCAAGCAAUGGUGCGAACCUGCAAAACUUCAUAAAAUCUCCUUGCUCACCUCUGUCAUCUUCUCGGCAAGUAUUGGAGUCCGAGACUGAAAACAGAGAUCCAGAAUAUGAUGAUGCUGUAUCAAUAGAAAGUCUGCCAGUAUCUGAUAAAGAGACUCCUAAAAAAAGCGAAGAAGGGGGAGAUGUCACAUCAAAGGAAGGUACUCCUUAUCGACGUUCAAGUUCUGUCAACAUGAGGAAAAUGCAGAAGAUGUUUCAGAAUGCAGCAGAAGAAAACGUAAGAAGCAUACGAACGUAUGUAACAGAGCUUAAAGAACGUGUUGCGAAGCUGCAAUACCAGAAGCAGCUACUUGUUUGCCAGGUGCUUGAACUGGAAGCAAAUGAAGCAGCUGGAUACAAUUUAGAAAAUGAUGACAACAUUCCUGAGAUACAAGAGAAGUCCCCCGUUUCAUGGCAUCUAAUUUUUAGGGAGCAAAGGCAGCAGAUCAUUGAGUUGUGGGAUGUAUGCUANAAUGAAGCAGCUGGAUACAAUUUAGAAAAUGAUGACAACAUUCCUGAGAUACAAGAGGAGUCCCCCGUUUCAUGGCAUCUAAUUUUUAGGGAGCAAAGGCAGCAGAUCAUUGAGUUGUGGGAUGUAUGCUUUGUCUCCAUCAUACAUAGGACACAGUUCUAUCUGUUAUUUAAGGGAGAUCCGGCUGACCAAAUAUAUAUGGAAGUGGAACUUAGGCGCUUGACUUGGCUGCAGCAGCACUUAGCAGAACUUGGCAAUGCUAGCCCAGCUCAUGUCGGAGAUGAGCCUACUAUCUCUUUGUCAUCAAGUAUUAGAGCUUUGAAGCGCGAAAGGGAGUUCCUUGCAAAGAGGUUAACUUCUCGUUUGACUGUCGAGGAGAGGGAUGCAUUGUACAUAAAAUGGGAUGUUCCGCUAGAGGGAAAGCAAAGGAAGAUGCAGUUCAUAAACAAGCUCUGGACGAAUCCCCAUUGUGCCAAGCAUGUACAGGAGAGUGCUGAGAUAGUGGCAAAGCUAGUAGGGUUUUGUGAAGGUGGAAAUUUGUCAAAGGAGAUGUUUGAGCUUAAUUUUGUGCUUCCUUCUGACAAGAGGCCCUGGAUUAUGGGAUGGAACCCAAUUUCAAACCUACUUCAUUUGUGA